Molecule: messenger RNA, 3853 nt
Organism: Anoplophora glabripennis (Asian longhorned beetle)
Lineage: Eukaryota; Metazoa; Arthropoda; Insecta; Coleoptera; Cerambycidae
Product: probable multidrug resistance-associated protein lethal(2)03659
Exons: 11
Coding region: 16-3759 (1247 amino acids)
Biological process (GO): transmembrane transport
Cellular component (GO): membrane
Molecular function (GO): ATP binding; ATP hydrolysis activity; ABC-type transporter activity
Source: RefSeq, a predicted model, not a curated record
UUUGACAUCAACUAAAUGGAGCACUGUGAGAAAAUAGAAAGAAAGACUAAUCCAAGGGAAAAUGCCAAUCUCCUUUCCUUGCUGACGUUCGUUUACACUGGUCAACUAUUUUCGAAAGCUUACAAACAUGAUCUCGAAGAGGAAGACAUAUACGAAGUGAUAAAAAGUUGUGGAUCGGAAAAGUGUGGCGAUAAACUGGAAAAAUGUUUCAAUACUGAAAAACAAAGAAAAAAACCAUCUACGGCUAGGAUGAUAUGGAAGUGCUAUGGCACUACAUAUAUCGGUUUGGGCAUGAUCCAUUUAUGUUUCAAACUCGUCAACAGUGUCUUAGAACCAGAAGCCAUAGGAAAGCUAGUUUCCUAUUUUAAGCCCAAACAGACUACUGUAACCAUAUAUGAUGCAAUGUACUAUGCAGGGAUUAUGAUUGGACUCAAAAUUUUGCAUUGCUUCUAUUUUCAAAACUACAUGAUCUACCUUAAGCAACUGGCUAUCCAAAUACGGACUGCCUUUUGUUCGCUAAUCUACAGGAAAACCUUGAAACUCACACCAUCUGCAUUGCUAGACGUAAGUGUAGGGAACAUAAUCACGAUAGUGACCAAGGAUGUUCAACAGUUUGAAUCUACAAUUUGGCUCUUCAACGAAUUGUGGAUUGCUUUAAUUCAAACGGCGGUCAUUUGCUAUUUACUCUACUCCAAAAUUGGUAUCGCAUCUGCAGUUGGUAUAACACUGUUACUGCUUUCAAUACCUUUACAGUUGUAUAUAGGAAAAGUCAUAAAACGUAUGCGAUUAAAGAUCAACAGAAAAACUGACGAGCGUUUGCAAGUGACCCAGGAAAGUUUGUCUGCAAUUAAGAUAAUUAAAAUGUAUACGUGGGAGAAAAUUUUUGGGCAAAAAAUUGACUUUGCGAGAAAGAGGGAAAUGAAACAGUUGAUGACGGCAUUCUAUUUAAAGAUAGUGAUGUCCCUGAUAACGAUGCUGUCUUCAAAAAUUGGUUUCUAUUGCCUGGUUGUGACCUACAUUUGGUUGAAUGAGAGUACCAGCGCCGACGUUAUGUUCUACAUCAUGAAAUGUUUCGUGACGUUAAAACAUGUCAUUGGUCACACAGUCUCAGAUGGCAUGUCGAGAAUGGCAGAACUUUCAGCCUCUCUGGACAGAAUAAACAGGGUGCUGAGAGCCGAAGAACUGAAAGAAGCCACUGAAACAAAUGUUGAGGAUCCUACAGUAUUCUUGAAAAACGCCAGAGUUUGUAUUAAAGACAAAACUGUACUUGAAAAUAUUACUGUAAGUCUUCAGAAGGGUCUUACAGUGAUAACUGGUCCAUUAGGGUGCGGUAAAAGUUCUCUUGUUAAAACUAUUCUGCAAGAUUACCCUUUAAGUGGAGGAAUUGUUGAAACCAGUGGAAGAAAAAGCUAUGCUUCCCAAGACCCUUGGCUUUUUCCAUCUUCCAUCAAGCAAAAUAUAUUGUUUGGAGAAGAGUACAAUGAGAAAAGGUACCAAGAAGUUGUUAGACGUUGUGCAUUGGAAUACGACUUCAAACUCCUUCCAAACGGUGAUGAAACGAUUGUAGCAGAUAAAGGUUUGAACUUAAGUAAAGGCCAGCAAGCUCGUAUAAACUUAGCUAGAGCAGUAUACAAAGACGCUGACAUAUAUCUCGUAGAUGAUUCCCUGACGGCUUUAGAUCCCCAGGUUCAAGACUUCAUCUUUCAAGAGUGCAUAAAACGUUUCCUUAAAGGCAAACUCUGCAUUUUGGUUACGCACAAUGCAAAACAUAUUAACAGUGCAGACAGAGUUGUAAUUUUGGAGAACGGAACUAUCAAAUUUCAAGGAAAUGAGGAUAAUUUACCUAACGACAUUUUGUCGAAUAUAGAAGACACUAAUGUUAAAGAUGGUACCAAGAAAGUUGUAGAAAAUGAAAUUAUCGAAGAUGAAAAGACUGUGUUACUGAAAUCCGAACGUAAUCUUAGGAAGAAAGGCGUUUAUUUUGAAACAAAAAAGGAAGGCAGCGUCAGUGGUGAUGUUUAUUGGAAAUACUUUAAAUUUGGUGGUGGCAUUUUACUUUUUGGCCUAAUCAUAUUGUUAUUCUCAGCAUGUCAGUUCACAGAAAGCUAUACUUCAAAAUUGUUGUCACAUUGGGUUAAUGUACAACAAAAUAUUACAUCAUACAAAGAGGCAAAAGGUCAAGACUCCCAAACUACUGGACUAUUAGAAGAAUACGCGACAAACUCCAACAGCACCCUAAGAAUGUAUUCAGUGAUGAUCUUUUCAUUCAUAACUCUGGAACUGAUAAAAACCUAUUUCGUACUGACAUUUGCCAGAAGGGCUUCAGUUAAACUACACAAAACUAUGGUGGAUAGCAUUUUAUUUUCGGUUAUGCAGUUUUUUGAUAGUCACUUCAUCGGAAACAUUUUAAACAGAUUUGCUCAGGAUCUCAACGUUGUUGAUGAAAGGUUACCACUUGUUCUAAAUCGUCUCAUUGAGGUUAUGUUUGCUGUUGGCGGUAUAGUCAUUUUAAUAGCAGUUGUGAACUGGAAGUUCUUCCUUCCUUCUUUAGCUUUAAUAGUUACUUUAAUGGCAUGCCGAAAUAUCUACAUGCCAGCAGCUAGGAGUUUGCGGAGACUGGAAUCUGCUUCGAGAAGCCCUAUCGUAGGACACCUGAACGCGUCUGUAGAUGGACUUACAACAAUACGAGCCUCUAGAGCUGAACGCAUUUUAACCAAAGAAUUCGAUAGGCAUCAGGACCUGUACACAUCAGCUCAUUACACAUCAUUUUGCCUCAAACGGGCCUUCGCGUUUUGUAUGGACGUUACUUCGACAAUAUUUGUAUGCAUCAUAAUCAUUAAGUUCUUGUUUCUCGACUCAGGCACUGCUGCUGGAGAUGUUGGGUUAGCCAUAACGCAAGCUGCGUCUCUAUCCAUGAUAAUUCAAGGAGGUCUAAUGCAAUGGUCCGAGCUAGAAAACCUUAUGACGUCAGUAGAGAGGGUUUUAGAGUACACUAAAUUGGACAUAGAGAAUCCUACAGGCCAAGAGGUUGAAAAGUGGCCCAGUUUAGGUGCAAUAAAGUACAUAAAUGUAUCCCUAACAUACUCAAACACUAACGAAAAAGUACUGAAAAGUAUUAACUUCCACGUGAAACCUAGACAGAAGAUAGGAAUAGUUGGCAGAACCGGCGCUGGCAAAACUUCUAUCAUAUCCACCUUGUUCAGACUGUACAACUACGAAGGUCAGAUACUCAUAGAUGAUGUUGAAUUAAAGACUAUCCCUUUGACGUUUCUAAGACAACACAUUUCUAUAAUUCCACAAGAUCCCAUAAUGUUUGCCGGUACAAUUCGGACCAACAUAGAUCCUUUGCAACUUUAUACCGAUAAGAAAAUUUGGAAGACCAUUCACAAAGCCCGACUGCAAAACGUGAUACAUAGCUUGGACCUGAGGAUAACCUCCAACAAUUCCAAUUUCAGUACUGGUCAGAGACAGCUGAUCUGUCUGGCCAGAGCGAUUAUCAGAAGUAACAAAAUCGUCGUUUUAGAUGAAGCCACAGCUAAUAUGGAUCCGGAAACUGAGCUUUUAAUUCAGAAGGUCAUCGCAGAAAAUUUCGUGAAUUGUACAGUUCUCAUCAUUGCUCACCGGUUGAAUUCUGUUUUGAGUUGUGACAAGGUCAUGGUAAUGGAAAAAGGCGUGAUAAAAGAGUUUGAUAAUCCUAUUACUCUACUACACGAUAAAACGAGUAUGUUUUCGAAGAUGCUGCAAAAUACCACUGAUUAGCUCUUAAUAAAAGAAUAGAUAGUCAAUACGCUUCAUAUUACAAUGUCUUGAAAUUACUAUUAAGAAGUAAAAUGUUUUCAUGAGGUUUUUAGUA